Molecule: messenger RNA, 515 nt
Organism: Rhagoletis pomonella (apple maggot)
Lineage: Eukaryota; Metazoa; Arthropoda; Insecta; Diptera; Tephritidae
Exons: 3
Coding region: 25-411 (128 amino acids)
Biological process (GO): synapse organization
Cellular component (GO): neuron projection membrane
Source: RefSeq, a predicted model, not a curated record
CCUGUAUGCAGGCGCCUACAUCACAUGCGAGAUCGGUAUCAUAACAAUAAAAUGGUGAACUAUGACUCACAAGAAGGAUUUUCUGUUAUAUCUACUACUGUAGCUGAUACUACUGUGGACGAUGAUCUACACAUUUUCUCUGAAAAAUAUUUCAUUGGCAUAGGAAAGAAAUUUAACAGUGAUUUGCAAAUGGAAAGUAAAGCCAACGGCCAUUAUACGGAAAAGCCACUGCGAUUUGCAUUGAAACCACAGCAAUCACCUUAUUUAGUAUCUCCAACGUCUAGUAUUUUGACAUUAGAAGUAGUGCAUUUUCAUCAUGCAGGCAACUAUACUUGUGCCCCUUCGAAUGCGAAAUCAGUCAGUAUUACUGUACAUGUCUUGCGAGGAACGACCACAACCGGCGAGGCAUAGUUGGAGCUACUAGGCUGAAUUAUACCUUCCUUUAACCAAUCUUCGAUUUGCUUGUCGACAAACCGGCGAUCUUCAAAGGACAUUCGCCGCGGUUGUUGGUAAAC